This is a messenger RNA of Rhinichthys klamathensis goyatoka, 1749 nucleotides long. RefSeq names its product EGF domain-specific O-linked N-acetylglucosamine (GlcNAc) transferase (gene eogt). Gene Ontology annotation, cellular component: endoplasmic reticulum lumen. The record is from RefSeq and is a predicted model, not a curated record. Gene Ontology annotation, molecular function: protein N-acetylglucosaminyltransferase activity. The transcript is spliced from 16 exons. Lineage: Eukaryota; Metazoa; Chordata; Actinopteri; Cypriniformes; Leuciscidae. The coding region runs from base 157 to 1728 and encodes 523 amino acids.
GUGCGCCCUCUUGCGGUUAAUAGCAGUAACACAUGCCGGCUGAUAGUUUCCGGUAGUAUGGCGACUGCAUCCCUAAAUUCACCCACUGCCUUUCCUUAGUUUCUCCAAGGAGGUGCUGAGAGCCAGUGUGGUUCCUUCCAUGUGGCUUGAGGGACUAUGCUGCUGCUGGUAGCUCUGUGCCUGGCCUGCACUUAUAAAACCAUCUCCACCACAGACAGUGGCCAGAACAGCAGCCGCACGCCACAGCUGGACUACAGCAGCCUGGUUCUGCCUCAGCAGCAUAUUCCAUUUUUUCUGCACAACAACAAACCAUUGGUCAAACUCUGCAAGGAGGACCCGCUUUGCCCUUUUAAAGAUGGUCUGUUGCUCACGAAUUCCUGCUGGGGGUAUGAAAAGAGCUGCUCCGCUGAGCACAGAUUCAGCUAUCCUGUGUGCACCAGUCUUGACUCAGGAUGGGCGAGCUCUAUUCAGGCCGCACAGGAACUGUUCUGGAAGCAGGCAGAUUUUGGCUACGUGAGGGAGCGUCUCAGUGAGAUGAAGACAUUGUGCAAGCCGUCGAGUCCUGGUGAUUCCUCUCUGAAGUGCUCCAAUCAUAUGCGGUUCUGCAGGGCCACAAACCUGUACCUGGACCUGAGGAGUCCCCGCAGAGGUCACGAGAGGUAUAAAGAGGAUUUCCUGGAACAGGGUGAGAUCGGUGGUCACUGCAGCCUUAAUAGUAAAGCACUAGCUGCAGAAGGGACACACAAGAGUCCUCUUCAGUCUUGGUUUGCUGAAUUGCAGACAUACUCAGAGCUCGACUUCCACCCCCAGGACGAUGGCCAUUGUGAUGUUAUAAUUGACAGACCAACCGUCUUCAUGAAGCUGGAUGCAGGAGUUAACAUGUACCAUCAUUUCUGUGACUUUGUCAACCUCUACAUCUCCCAGCACAUCAACAAUUCCUUCAGCCGUGACAUAAACAUCGUCAUGUGGGACACAAGUGUGUAUGGAUAUGGAGACCUGUUCAGUGAAACGUGGCGGGCUUUUACAGAUUAUGACAUCAUUCACCUCAAAAACUUUGACUCCAAAAGGGUGUGUUUUAGAGACGCAUUUUUCUCUCUCCUUCCAAGAAUGCGAUAUGGCCUUUUCUACAACACCCCUCUUAUCUCUGACUGCCACAGUGAGGGGCUGUUCAAGGCGUUUUCCCAGCAUGUCCUUUAUCGACUCAAUGUCCCACAAGAUGGACCGAAGGUGGGCCAGGUCCGUGUCACUCUGUUGGCAAGAAGCACUGAGUACCGUAGGAUAAUAAACCAGCAGGAGCUUAUCAAUGCCCUGAAGACUGUGCCUUUAUUCGAGGUCAAGCUGGUGGAUUACAAAUUCAAAGAGAUGCCAUUUCUGGAGCAGAUCCACGUCACACACAACUCUGAUAUCUUCAUUGGGAUGCAUGGGGCCGGACUGACCCACCUCCUCUUUCUUCCCGACUGGGCCGUCAUAUUUGAAUUGUACAACUGUCAAGAUGAGAGCUGCUACCGUGAUCUGGCCCGACUGAGGGGAGUCCAUUACAUGACUUGGCAGAAAAGGGACAAAGUGUUCCCCCAGGAUAAGGGUCAUCAUCCUACUCUUGGGGAACAUCCUAAGUUUACCAACUACACUUUUGACGUAGAGGAGUUCAUGCAGUUAGUCCUUCUAGCGGCUGAACAUGUGACCCGGCACGCGGAGUGGCGUGCGAAACAAGCCCGAGAUGAACUGUAGCCUGUAAAACAUGGUGGUCUU